AUGGCAGAUAUUGAAGAUGGGUCCAAACGUGGCCCAGGGGAUCUUGGUCAGAUGGACUCGUUUGUACCUGGUAUUACGCCCGUAUGGGUCAAGACCUGGGGAUGUUCGCACAAUGCUAGUGACAGCGAGUACAUGGCUGGAAUAUUGGCUAAGAUUGAUUUGGGCUACGUAAUUCCACAUCCUUAUGCCCCACUUGAUUAUGAUAUAGCCAUCAAGUAUGUUUUCAAAACUUAUCUAUCUUUGUUUUCACGUUUAAGGUCCAAACGUGGCCCAGGGGAUCUUGGUCAGAUGGACUCGUUUGUACCUGGUAUCACGCCCGUAUGGGUCAAGACCUGGGGAUGUUCGCACAAUGCUAGUGACAGCGAAUACAUGGCUGGAAUAUUGGCUAAGGCAGGGUAUCCUAUUGUGAAGAAAGCUGAUGAUGCCAAGAUUUGGGUAUUGAAUAGCUGUACAGUAAAAACACCUUCUGAAACUCAAGCAAGUAAUUUGUGCGAAGAAGGAAAGAAAUUGGGGAAAUAUGUGGUUAUGGCUGGAUGUGUAUCACAGGCUGCACCUGAUGAGCCAUGGUUGAAGAACGUUUCUAUAGUGGGAGUGAAGCAAAUCGAUCGAAUAGUGGAAGUUGUAGAGGAAACCUUGAAGGGAAACACAGUAAGGUUAUUGAGUAGAAAACGACCAGAUGCUGGCCUUUCAUUACCGAAAAUGCGGAAGAAUGAACUGGUUGAGGUUCUGGCCAUAAAUACUGGUUGUUUGAACCAUUGUACUUAUUGUAAAACCAAAAUGGCAAGAGGAGAUUUGAAGAGCUAUCCGUUAGAGGAGUUGGUAGAACAGGCACGAACGGCAUUUGAACGAGAUGGCGUAAAAGAACUGUGGCUCACUUCUGAAGACCUUGGCGCCUGGGGUAGAGAUAUUGGUUUGGUCCUUCCUGAUCUACUCGAUGAGCUUGUGAAAGUGAUUCCAGAGGGAUGCAUGAUGCGGUUAGGCAUGACUAAUCCUCCCUAUAUCUUGGAUUAUUUAGAG
Messenger RNA from Strongylus vulgaris, 1017 nucleotides. NCBI's taxonomy places the organism in Eukaryota, Metazoa, Nematoda, Chromadorea, Rhabditida, Strongylidae. The record is from the annotation of a GenBank genome assembly.